GACCAAGAAGGGCAGGAAGAACUUCUUAGGCUAUUGCAGAGGGCGGAGCUGUCACAGCAACUGUGAGAGAGGACAGAGGGCUCAGCAACCAGACUCACAAGCAAAGCAGACAGCAUUCAACACUUCACACAGGCGGCUUUCUUUAGCACUAAAGGAUUUUGCUUCAGAGACAAAAGAACACGCUAGACAUGGCCUCAGACAUCCACAUGACGAAACCCAUGUGCCUCAUUGAGAACACUGAGGAGCAGCUUGUGGUCAACCAGGAGGCUCUGGGUUAUCUGUCCGCCAUCAAGCAGCCAGUGGUGGUGGUGGCCAUCGUGGGUUUCUACCGCACAGGCAAAUCCUACUUGAUGAACAAGCUGGCUGGGAAGAAUGCAGGCUUCUCUCUGGGCUCCACAGUGCAGUCUCACACCAAGGGCAUCUGGAUGUGGUGUGUGCCUCAUCCCCAGAAACCAGGACACACUCUAGUUCUGCUUGACACUGAGGGCCUUGAAGAUGUUGAGAAGGGAGACAACCAGAAUGACUGCUGGAUCUUUGCCUUGGCGGUCCUCCUCAGCAGCACCUUCAUCUACAACAGCAUAGGAACCAUCAACCAGCAGGCCAUGGACCAGCUGCACUAUGUUACAGAGCUGACUGAUCUUAUCAAGUCAAAGUCAUCACCUGAGGAGAGUGGGGUAGACGACUCGGCUAACUUUGUAGGUUUCUUCCCAAUCUUUGUGUGGGCACUGAGAGAUUUCUCCCUGGAGCUGGAAGCUAAUGGAAAACCUAUCACUGCUGAUGAAUACCUGGAACACUCACUGACCCUGAAAAAAGGAUCGGAUGACAAAAUUAAAAGCUUUAAUGAGCCUCGGCUGUGCAUCAGGAAGUUCUUUCCAAAGAGGAAGUGCUUCGUCUUCGACAGGCCUGCUCAGAGGAAGUAUCUUUCCAAACUAGAGACAAUGAAAGAGGAAGAUCUGAAUGAAGAAUUUGUAGAACAAGUUAGAGAAUUCACCUCAUACAUCUUCAGCUCCUCUGAUGUCAAGACUCUGUCUGGUGGCAUCAUAGUCAAUGGGCCACGUCUACAGAGCCUGGUGCUGACCUAUGUCAACGCCAUCCGCAGUGGAGAACUACCCUGCAUGGAAAAUGCCGUCCUGACUUUGGCCCAGAUAGAGAACUCAGCUGCAGUGCAAAAGGCCAUUGAGCACUAUGAAGAACAGAUGAAUCAUAAGGUCCAGCUGCCCACAGAAUCCCUCCAGGAGCUGCUGGAACUGCAGAGGCCUAUUGAGAGUGAGGCCAUUGAGGUCUUCAUAAAGAAUUCUUUUAAGGAUGUAGACCAAAAGUUCCAGAAGGAAUUAGGGGCCCUGCUGGACGCCAAGCUAGAGGCCUUUAUUAAGAAGAACAUGGACAUGUCAUCAGCUCUUUGCUCAGAUUUGCUGGAGGAUAUUUUUGGACCUCUGGAAAAAGAAGUAAAACAGGGGACAUUUUCUAAACCAGGAGGUUACUACCUCUUUCUUCAAAAGAAGCAAGAGCUGGAGAAAAAGUAUAACCAGAUUCCUGGAAAGGGGCUGCAGGCAGAAAAGAUGUUGAAAAAGUACUUUGACUCCAAGGACGAUGUGGCUGAAACACUUCUAAAGGCGGAUCAGUCACUCACAGAAGCAGCAAAGGAGAUUGAAGUGGAACGAAUAAAGGCAGAAGCUGCUGAAGCUGCCAACAGAGACUUAGAAGAGAAGCAAAAGAAGUAUGAGCUGAUGAUGCAGCAGAAGGAAGAGAGUUACCAGGAGCAUGUGAAGCAGUUGACUUUGAAGAUGCAGCAGGAACGGGAACAGUUAAUAAGAGAACAGGACAAAAUUAUAUCUCUCAAACUUCAGGAACAGAAGCGACUUCUCAAUGAAGGAUUCCAGAAUGAGAGCAGGAAACUUCAUCAAGAGAUCGACAAAAUCAAGAGUAGCAAACCACCUAAGGGCUGCACCAUACUCUGAAGGUCUGAUUUUCAAACUGCUCUGUCGAGCAAUCCUUUAUCAAGGAGUAUGUCGACUGAGAACCUUCAGCGUUUGAAACAACUGCUAUUAAACUCAACUCACAUCAACUCAAAAUCACCUGUAACUCCAGGCUAUGGUCACUGUAUGACCCCUGGGCAAUGUCAGAGGAAGUCUCCCUCUGUGCAGAAUGCAUGUAUGAGCAGAAGCUCUGCCUUCUGUGUUUCAGAGGUCUUCUUGACCUGCACCACCCCCAGGUCACGUAUGUUUCUCCUUUAUAAUCUUCUCUUUUUUUCUUUCCUACAGUAUAGCAUUUACAAUCACAGAGCAAGCAACUUUUAACUAACUUUCAAAAUGAAGUCCUUUUCAUUUCUCUAAGGACUCUGAUUUUUUUCCCUACAGUCCUUCAAAAACUAAACCCCACCUCUACUUUCCCUUUUAUUUCCCUGCUGUGACAUCAUGCCUUGAAGAUUCUCAA
Molecule: messenger RNA, 2433 nt
Organism: Chionomys nivalis (European snow vole)
Lineage: Eukaryota; Metazoa; Chordata; Mammalia; Rodentia; Cricetidae
Product: guanylate-binding protein 2-like
Exons: 12
Coding region: 189-1958 (589 amino acids)
Biological process (GO): defense response to protozoan; defense response to Gram-positive bacterium
Molecular function (GO): GTPase activity; GTP binding
Source: RefSeq, a predicted model, not a curated record